Molecule: messenger RNA, 1352 nt
Organism: Fusarium verticillioides 7600
Lineage: Eukaryota; Fungi; Ascomycota; Sordariomycetes; Hypocreales; Nectriaceae
Exons: 4
Coding region: 150-1217 (355 amino acids)
Molecular function (GO): oxidoreductase activity, acting on the CH-OH group of donors, NAD or NADP as acceptor
Source: RefSeq, a predicted model, not a curated record
AAUCAAGUCACACUAAGGGCAUAUUGCAUCAACAGCCGUGCGGGGGGCUAUGCGGUGAAUCCUUUGACAGCAGGUAUAUAAAGACGCCAGGUAUCCACACGAUAGAAUCAGUUCUAGUUACUCUCAUCAUUUAAACAGCAUCUCACAAAAUGGCUCCUCUCGAUAACCCCGCUAUUCCCAAAGGCUCGCUAGUCCUCGUGACUGGAGUAAACGGCCUUCUCGGCUCUCAUGUCGCCAAACAAUUCCUCGAGUAUGGCUACAAGGUCCGCGGUACUGUUCGCGAUGUCGAGAAGAAUUCGUGGCUCACAGCUGCGUUUGAUAAACAAUAUGGCCAAGGAAACUUUGAGCUUGUUGCGGUAGCGGACUUGACAGAUGACAAGGCUUUGACUGAGGCCGCCAAGGGAACCGCUGUCAUUGCGCAUACCGCCUCAAUCAUGUCUAUGGACGCUGAUCCUAACAAUGUUAUUCCUGCCGUCAUUGACUUCGCCGUCGCGGCAAUCAAGGCCGCUUAUGCAGAGCCCAGCGUGAAGCGAUUCGUCUUCACCUCAUCAUCUUCCGCGGCCGUCGUUUCUCAGCGCGAUGUCCCCGGUAUCAAGGUGACUGAAGAGACCUGGUCUGAAGGUGCCAUCAAGAAGGCUUGGGCUGAUCCUCCUUACACCCCCGACCGACGUGGUGCUGUGUAUGCUGCCAGCAAAGCACAGGCGGAACAGGCUAUCUGGAAGUAUCACAAGGAACACCAUAGCGAGAAACCUGAGUUGGUCGUCAACACCGUUCUUCCCAACUUCAACUGGGGUCCAUCGGUCGACGUUGAGAAUCAAGGCUAUCCUAGUAGCUCUGGCCUCCCUGUGCUUCUCUUCAAGGGACAAGUAACACCAUUCCACGGCUUUGUCGUCCCUCAAUACUUCAUUGAUGUCGAUGACACUGGCAGACUUCAUGUCGCAGCUGCUGUCUUCGAUCAUGUCAAGGAACAGCGUAUUUUUGGCUUCGCCGGUCGCUUCAGCUGGGACGCUAUCCUCGAUAUUCUUAGAAAGAACUUCCCCAACAGGACAUUCCCUGAGAACUUCUCAGGUGGAGAGGACCCCAAUGAGAUUGAGCCAAGAGAUAAGGCUGAGCAGCUUCUGAAGGAGCUCGGCCGACCUGGUUGGACAAGCUUGGAGGAGUCUAUUCUGGCUAAUGUCAAAGAGGUUGCGAAGGCAGAGGAGGAUCCCAAGCUUUAGACUAAUAGAUCUAGUAUAAUAACUAAAGUAUUCUAAUUAAAGUUCAGCCCUGUAGGUAGACAUUGAUAACGGUCGGACCACUGGUCUUAAAAAGCCAAUUCUAUCUUAGGAAUAAUGCACAUCAAAAAUUGCAAG